Acanthochromis polyacanthus (spiny chromis) is the source of this 1110-nucleotide messenger RNA. RefSeq lists its product as uncharacterized. Lineage: Eukaryota; Metazoa; Chordata; Actinopteri; Pomacentridae. The transcript is spliced from 7 exons. The record is from RefSeq and is a predicted model, not a curated record. Gene Ontology annotation, cellular component: cytoplasm. Gene Ontology annotation, molecular function: oxidoreductase activity, acting on the CH-OH group of donors, NAD or NADP as acceptor. Bases 245 to 1021 code for a protein of 258 amino acids.
CAUUUGUUCCGCUUGAGUUUGGACAUCUGUUGCUUUAACAUCCCCCCUGCCUCCAAAAAGAGACAAAUUGUUUGACUUCAGUAGUAACAUCUGCAGUUUUAACCCGAUGCCGCUUCCCUCUGCGUGUCUCAACCCGCUGACGUCCUCCAGAUGGGCGGUGACGCCCGAAGACACUCUUCUCUGGAGCGGAUUUCUUCCUAGCAGACAUCCAGAGGUUGACUUAUUUCUUCUUUCUUACUGAGAAAUGGCGUUAAAUGAUAAAACUGCAGUGGUGACCGGAGCAGCGAUGGGGAUAGGAAAAGCAAUGACGGAGAUUCUUCUGCAGAACGGUGCUCAGGUAGCCAUCCUGGAUGUUGAUAAAACUGCGGGGGAGAGGUUAACAGAAGAGCUGAACAAACGAUACGGAGCAGAGAAAACUUUGUUCCUGAACUGUAAUGUUGAAUCCGAGGAGCAGAUCAAAGCUGCCUUUCAGAAAACUGUGGAAACCUUCGGAGGAAUUGACAUCUUGUGCAACAACGCUGGCAUCUUGAAUGAGAGCACGUGGGAGAAAAUUGUCUCCAUAAACCUGAUGGGUGUUAUCAGGGGGACGUACCUGGCUCUGGAGCACAUGAGUAAGCUGAGUGGAGGUCGAGGAGGAGUCAUCGUCAACACAGCGUCUAUGGCAGGUCUCGGUCCUUUGCCCAGCUGUCCGGUGUACACGGCCACCAAGAGCGGCGUGGUCGGCUUCACCAGAGCCAUGGCGGCUGCAUCUGCAGUGUCUGGCUACGGAAUACGAAUCAACGUUCUUUGUCCAGGUUUUGUCCAAACUGACCUCAUGUCCAACAUGUCAGCCAGACUGGGGCAGUUCUCCCACCUGGCUGAUGUGACCCAGCAGCUCAUAGAGAAGAUCGGGAUAAUAAACGUGUCCGACGUGGCCGACUGCCUCCUGGAGCUGGUGACGGAUGAGACCAAAAAUGGAGAAGCCCUCAUGUUGUUCAGGAAAGGAAAACAAUACGUGACUUUUCCAUCGUUCUCCGAGUAGCUCUGGGCAGAAUUAACCCCUCAGACUGAAUCCUGUAAUCAGUGUUUCUCAGUGCUUUCAUGGACAGAAUAAAACUAAGUUUAAAUAUC